Messenger RNA from Daldinia loculata, 875 nucleotides. RefSeq names its product acyl-CoA N-acyltransferase. Gene Ontology annotation, molecular function: acyltransferase activity, transferring groups other than amino-acyl groups. The coding region runs from base 231 to 764 and encodes 177 amino acids. The record is from RefSeq and is a predicted model, not a curated record. The transcript has a single exon. NCBI's taxonomy places the organism in Eukaryota, Fungi, Ascomycota, Sordariomycetes, Xylariales, Hypoxylaceae.
GUUUCCCAAUAGCUGUUAAGAUUCAAUCUUAUGCGAUAGCUUUGAAGUAUAAACACAACACAUCAACGGUUGAAGAAUUUGGUAACAAUAAGUCAAGCCUAUCUAAGCGAACAUUGCUAAUUAUCGCAGUCUUCUCUCACGCUCACCAAACCCCUUUUCCUUGUCACCUCUAUCAUUGCGGCGACUCAGUGUUAAUACCGGAGUAUCAUAGCUCACUUUCCAAUACCAAAAUGUCGUACAAAAUACGGGAGGCAGCUCAUUCGGACAUCCCAUCCCUCAUAGACGUCUAUUUCGAUGCAUUCGGUGACCACCCUGUCACUCGACGAGUCUUCAACUCAAAUCCAGAACAUGUGCGAAAGUUUUGGUUGGACCCGCUAGCUUCUGGCCUGCAAAAACCAACCGAGCAUUUCUUGGUUUUGACUGACCCAAGUUCUUCGACACCGGAAAGGAUCAUCGCAUUUGGAAUAUGGCGGGAGUUCUUCACGACGGCAUCCCCCCCUCCGCCACCGGCAGCCGUUAGUUGGCCAGAAGAUGCUGACCUGGCCUGUGUCGAAGAAUUCUUCGGGACCAUAGGGAAAAUGCACAAGCAGAUCAUGGAGAGCCGUCCGCAUUGGUACCUGGAUAUUCUGGGUGUUCGAAAGGAUUCUCGGGGGAAAGGCGCGGGUAAGCAGCUGCUGAGAUGGGGCAUAGCUAGAGUCGACGACGCAGGUCUCGAAGCUUUCCUUGCAGCCAGCCCAGCUGGAGCUCCUCUUUGGUAUGUAUGAAAACAUCCCGUGUUGCUAUUUUGGAACUCCCUUUCUAGAACGGUCUCAAAAUUGCCUUCGUAGGGUAUACAGUGGCUAACGCUCAGUAGUAAGUGUGACGACCCUAUCAUU